AAUUUCUUUUUCUCUCCGUUGGCGUGCCGCUUCUGUGGGAGCAAUCGGAAAAAUUUCAUUUUCUUUUUGCUUCCUUCCACAAUAAACACGUCUUGGAAGUAGAUUUCGGGGGCACAAUUUAUAUCACCGCCUCGGCUGACAAGCGGGCGUACAGUCUAACGUUGAUUUACAAUUCCCUUAUGUUUGUAGGACCGGUGCGUCCGGAAUCCUUUACUCGUCUUCCUCCACCGCUUCAUCCCGCCUCCAUGGCGGAUCCGCACCUAUCCUCCGGGGACAACACGGAAUGCGUCCCGAACACGACAUCGGAAGAUGAACUUGUUGAAGUCGACGUGGUGAUCGACGACGACGACGAGGACUCCGAAAUUCUGCAGCGUUUGGCGACGCGCCACUACUACAGUUAUACGACGGCGCUGGGUGUCACCGUCGGCGUCGGUUGUCUACUGCUAGUGCUCAACAUGUUAAUCUUCGCCGGCAUUUACUAUCAAAGAGACAGAGAUCGCCGUCGCAAAAAUCGAAACCGCGCGUGCCGCACGAACUCCUCGCCAUCCACCGAGAACAUCCCCAUGUCCCAACGGCCGGCGACGCCCGUCGGCUCCUCUCGACCCCAGUCGCCCGCAAUCUGCCACAACGAAAAGCAGGAGUUACCCCCGUGCUAUACGAUGACAAAAAAUUCAAAUCUACCGGACGCGCCCCCGCCACCCCGACAAAACACACUGCCAAGAAAGCCGACGAUAGACAAACCGGCGCCACCUAUGCGAACUUCGAGCAACCCGCCCGGCGGCACCGUCAAAAAGAGAGUGCACAUCCAGGAGAUAUCCGUAUAGCAAUCACUGAACAGGGAGUUUCCCAAUUCGAAUCCUAAACCAGACGUGACCCCCGAACACGAAACUUUGGAUUUAAAUGACUGUGAUUUAGUGUCUGUCCAAUUAUAACAUGAGACUAAUUGUGUCGUUUUAUUUGUUGAUUACUAACUGAUCCGUUAUAGCGUAUACAGAGUGGUUUUUAUUGGACUACCUACUCUUGUGGCACCCUGCGACUGCUCAAGCUCAACGCCAAAGGAAACACCACUCUUCCACUUCAAUUAUCUACGUGGUUUUAUACAAAUGUUUUUGUUAUGAGAUGUUCGUAGAUUUAAUUCCUCCCCCUACCCCCCCUGUUAACCUACCUAUCUAUGAUGAGGUGUUUUACUCAAUUUUACUGAAAAUUUCUAUAGUUGAUUGAUAUAUCGUUGAUAAAGAAAUUUUAUAAACUGUCACUGUUCAUUAUGUACCUAAUUCAUUUGUAAAUAAUAUACGUCUGUUUUUUGUAAAUAAAAAUUAACAAAUAUUUAUA
Messenger RNA from Photinus pyralis (common eastern firefly), 1332 nucleotides. RefSeq lists its product as uncharacterized. The transcript has a single exon. Gene Ontology annotation, biological process: presynaptic membrane assembly; chemical synaptic transmission; synaptic vesicle endocytosis. The coding region runs from base 180 to 824 and encodes 214 amino acids. The record is from RefSeq and is a predicted model, not a curated record. Gene Ontology annotation, cellular component: cell surface; synapse; postsynaptic membrane. Lineage: Eukaryota; Metazoa; Arthropoda; Insecta; Coleoptera; Lampyridae. Gene Ontology annotation, molecular function: neurexin family protein binding; signaling receptor activity.